Messenger RNA from Paramecium pentaurelia, 888 nucleotides. The record is from the annotation of a GenBank genome assembly. NCBI's taxonomy places the organism in Eukaryota, Ciliophora, Oligohymenophorea, Peniculida, Parameciidae.
UAAUGAGUGAUAUAUUGAUUGAUGAUCGUAUUAGAGACUGGGUAUUCUUACCAAUAAUAAUUGUGAUGUUUAUGAUUCAAAUGUUUAGAGGAUUAUUAACAAAAUAUAUGGACAAUAGAAAAACAUCACAAAAAGUAACAUCAAAAGCUUAACUUGCUGAAAUGAUUGAUAAGUACAUUGAGUAGACAACAUAAUUAGAAAUAUAACAUAAUAAUCUUAAAGAUUAGCUAGAUUACAUGGAUUAUUACCAGAUUAAUCUUUUAAGAUGAAGAGAGCUCAUUUAUGUGAUCAUGAAUCAGGCAUAUUAACAAAAGCAAGUUAAAAGCCAGCAAAAGAUCCUAUGUAAUCAAUGUCUAUGAUGAAUCCAGCAGCCAUGGCUGAUAUGCUAAAAUAAAAUUUAAGUGGAAUUGUAUUUAUGGCACUUCAAUAUUAAUGGGUUUCUUAUUUUUUUUCUGGUUUUGUAAUUGGAAAAGUUCCAUUUCCUUUAACUUAGAAAUUCAGAACAAUGUUAUAGAGAGGAGUAGAUGUUUAAAAUUUAGAUGUUAGAUAUAUUAGUAGUAUCAGUAUUUACUUUGUUUUGUUGUUUGGAGGUUUAUAAAAGAUUUAGUAAUUGAUGUUUGGAGAUGAUAAUGAUGAAUUUGUUGAUGGUAAUAAGUAUUUAGAGUAUUAUUAUUAGACACUUAAAUGUAAAUGUAAAUGCAAAUGAUGGGAAUGCCAACAAUGCCAUCACUUGGAUAAUAGAAUGACCCAGGAAAAUUAUUUAUAGCUGAAAGAAGUAUUAAAUAUAAAAUAAUUUAGCUCGUUUGGAGGGUGUAAAACAUACAUUUGAAUUAAAUAAAUCACAAGAUAAGGCAAUGAAAUCUUUAAAGAGAUUUUUAAUGUAAUGAG